Molecule: messenger RNA, 709 nt
Organism: Trichoderma citrinoviride
Lineage: Eukaryota; Fungi; Ascomycota; Sordariomycetes; Hypocreales; Hypocreaceae
Exons: 1
Coding region: 17-709 (230 amino acids)
Source: RefSeq, a predicted model, not a curated record
CGGCUCGGCCCGGGCCAUGGACUCAUACGAUGACGACAUCCAACGGCAGCAAUACCAUCCCUCCCACUCGAUCCCCGACGCUGCCUAUCCGGACGACUCACCAUUCCGGCAGCAGCAGCAGCAGCAGCAGCUCCAGUUCCAGGCGUCUUACGGUGCUGGCGGGUUCGGCACGAGUCCUGUGCACCCCCCAGCUGCGGUGACGCCUCUUUCCUCACACACAGGAAAUGAACCCGGAUACCAGCCCCAGCACCAACGCCAGACUCAGAAUCAGGAAGCUUGGCAGCCCUACGACAUCCCCAGCAGCCCUCCUCCUCCAUAUGAUCCGAGUCAGGCCCCAGCCGCUUACCAAUACCCGCCUAUCCAUGCGCCAGCCGUCGCCAUUCCCGCAGCUACGCAUCCAAACACGCAUGCCGAUGGGCAUGUCCAGGCGGUGGGCAUCGAACUGAUGCCCUUGCCAGUCGCGACGACGGCCGUGCCUCCUCAACAGACGGCACCUCUAGCACCGGCAGUCUCGACCUCCGUCGAGGACGCCUAUAAGCUCGAUGCUGCGUCUGUGGAACGUCGGCGCAGGCAAAGGCGCAUCAAGAUUUGCCUCAUUGUCUUGACUGUGGUGUUCAUAUUUAUUGGCGCGUUGAUUUUGGGAGUGGCCUGGGGUGUACUUAAGAAGUCAAUCAACAAACACCCUGACGACCAUGACGAUACAUUCUGA